AUGUCGACACCUGAAUCUCUGGACUUGAAAACUGUAAAAGAGCUUUGGGAUCAGAAUCAAAAUAAAAACCAGAACAAAUUGCACAAGAAAAAGAGAACCGAGAAUAUCACUCAAGUGAUAGCUGAUGGUAUUCAAGAUGAUAAUCUUUUAGAUUCAAAUCAUGUGACAGAAAUUUCAGCGACAGCUUUUCACCAAAAUUCUUCUGUCUUAUUACUUGAUUUAGCACAAUUAUUUGAUAAGGCAACUGAUGCUAAAUAUAGCGCCAUAAAAGCUAACCAAGAAGAAACUUUAUGCUGGACUAAUUAUGGAAAAGAAUUUAUAAUUCAGUAUAAUGAUCUUGUGAAAAAUAGUAAUGGAAAAAUUGGCGAGAAAAAGGCAAAGGGUAUAAUAUAUGAUAAAAUAUUGGAACACCUUAAUAUCAUCCGUGAAAGAAGAGCAUAUGUCGCCAGUCAGAAUUGCUCAGAGGUUAGUAAGUUCGUUGUCUGGUUUUAA
Molecule: messenger RNA, 492 nt
Organism: Dentiscutata erythropus
Lineage: Eukaryota; Fungi; Glomeromycota; Glomeromycetes; Diversisporales; Gigasporaceae
Source: the annotation of a GenBank genome assembly